AUGACUCGGUCUAUAACUCCAACUACCACCCGGUCUGUAAACUCGGCUGCCAGUAGUAGGGCUGCGACGCCGACGGGGCAACCAAAGCUGGAACGCCGAGCUCCCUCUACCGAAAAGGUAUCGUCGUUUCGUAAGCCGUCACUGGCGACUUUUAGUCGAGUGGUGUCUAGGCUUUCGAAGCCUUCCUCUGCCGGUACGCUGUUGUCGUCAGACCAGGCGUCGCAACUGAAAAGACCAUCGAAUUCUUCUUUAAAGCGGGACAACUCACCAAGCAAGACUCUGUCCGCUAAGCCUUCGGCGUCACAUCUCGCCCCUCCCUCGCCCUCCAAGUUGCCAGCUAAUAUCGCUGCGUCGGCUGAAGUCAGUAAGCUUCAAGCAGAGCUCCUACAGCUGUAUCUGCUCCACCAGGAGGCUCCCGCCGUGGAUGCCGAAUGGCGAGCGAGUGCCAAGCAGAAACUGGGGAACCGGUUCCAGAAGCUGAGCGAAGAGAGCAGAGAGGUUGCUGAGCAGGAGAGUAUAGCACUGGAAAAGCGGAACGUGCUCGCACUCCGACGAUGGGGCAGCGGUGGUAGACUGGACGAAAAGAUCCAGUCUCUGGAAUCCAUCGUUACGAAUGUAUGGUCGCUGAGCGACCCAGGUGGCCGAUAUGCUCGUGUGGUGCGACAUUUCGAGAUUUGGAUCGAUGGCGUGAGUGAGAUGGAGGACGCGAGACGAAAGGGGGUCAUGCUCACCCAAGGAAACGAGAAUUUGUUCAUUGAAGACUUGGAUGCCCGAUGGAAAGAAGAGCGUGGCGAUCUCAUCAAGCUUCUGACCGAGUGGAGGCAGCAGCUCAGCGAUAUCGAUGACCUGAGUCGGGACGAGUUUUGUGAGCCGCCGGAGGAGGACGAGAAAUCUAGCUUGGAGAAGAUGCUGGACGGAUCGCGCAUGCUGAUUGACGACAUGUUGGCCGAGUUGGAGAUUAUGGAGGAGGUUGAGCAUGAGGCGCUUGCGAGGGAAGAUGAGUGGAUCGAGAAGAUGAAUAGGCAUGAGUAUGACGACCUCCGGGUCUCGCGGGUGAGAGGUGCCUGGAACGAAAUGUGA
Molecule: messenger RNA, 1080 nt
Organism: Trichoderma aggressivum f. europaeum
Lineage: Eukaryota; Fungi; Ascomycota; Sordariomycetes; Hypocreales; Hypocreaceae
Exons: 1
Coding region: 1-1080 (359 amino acids)
Source: RefSeq, a predicted model, not a curated record